AUGAGAGUUUCACAGAGCUGGACAGAAAGACAGAACGACUGAGAGGGAAAGUCAAUGCAGCUCUGAGCAGGGGGAAAGUCCCUGGAGUACAAAGGAGAGGCAGGAGGAAAAACAAAUUGCCAUCACCUCUGUAGAGUCUGAUUGGAACAAAGUGACAACAGCUGACAGAGAUCUGCUUUUUUCCCCCUGCAGUUCUAGUUCUAAUCUGUUCAUCUUCUAAAACACUCUGGAAAUCUUGGGAACAAUCAGCUGCAACUCAGUCACACAAACUACUUCAAUCAGCUCAGAUUUCCAGAGGAGUCCAGCAUCUUUCCCUUCCUUUAUUUCCCGUAGACAACCUGAGGAAGACUUUUUUUCCUGGUUUGACCCCAGCAAUGAUUCCCAUCAUCCCCUCCUUCCUCCUCGUCCUUCUCCUGGCCACUCCGGCCCUCCAGACCCCAUCAACCUCCCAGGAGUUACAGGUCAGAGGUCAAAGGACAACUAGGGACACCAAGCAGGACUCCAUCAAGGUGGUGAUCUCUGAAGGCUGGGCCACUCAGGGUGAUUCAUCAGAUGUCAGCCAGGGAGGUAAAGAAAUCGACCUGAUUCCCGGUUCUCCUCUGGUCCUGACCCAUAAGAUCAAACUGGUUCCAACGGGUCCAGGUUCAGGAUCUUGUGGCUGCGAGGCGGACUUUGCUGCCCUACGGGAGCGUGUGGAGAGGCUGGAGAGGGAGGUGUCGACCCUCAGGGAGAAAUGUGGAGGACCUGAAGGAGGCUGCUGCACCUCCAAGGAGAGCAAAGGUGCAGGUUGCUCCAUCAAACCCGAAGUCGACGAGUGUCCCAACGAGUGCAGUGAUCAGGGUCGCUGCGUGGACGGCAAGUGCGUCUGCUUCCCUGGUUUUAGUGGAUCGGACUGCAGCGAGUCUAACUGUCCCGGAAACUGCAACAACAACGGAAGGUGCGUGAAUGGACAGUGCAUCUGCGAUCCUGGUUUCACCGGUCCCGACUGCUUGCAGAGAAGCUGCCCCGACAACUGCAACAACCGAGGCAGGUGUGUGAACGGCAGGUGUGUGUGCGACGCUGGCUUCACGGGUCCCAGUUGCUCGGAUGAAUCCUGUCCUGGAAAUUGCAACAACAGGGGGCGCUGCGUCAACGGACAGUGUGUGUGCAAGCCUGGAUUCACCGGCCCAGACUGCUCCAAGAAGGCGUGUCCUAACAACUGCAGUGACCGUGGAAGGUGUGUAAACGGUAAAUGUGUGUGUGACAGCGGCUUCACUGGCGCGGACUGCUCAGAGAAAUCAUGUCCAGGAAACUGCAACAACAGGGGGCGCUGCAUUGACGGACAGUGUGUCUGUAAUCCAGAAUUCACCGGGCCAGACUGCUCAGAAAGGGCCUGCCCUGAUAACUGCAACGACAGGGGUCGCUGCAUCAAUGGACAGUGUGUCUGUAAUCCAGAAUUCACCGGUCCAGACUGCUCAGAAAGAGCCUGCCCUGAUAACUGCAACAACAGGGGUCGCUGCAUCAAUGGACAGUGUGUCUGUAAUCCAGAAUUCACCGGUCCAGACUGCUCAGAAAGAGCCUGCCCUGAUAACUGCAACAACAGGGGUCGCUGCAUCAAUGGACAGUGUGUCUGUAAUCCAGAAUUCACCGGUCCAGACUGCUCAGAAAGAGCCUGCCCUGAUAACUGCAACAACAGGGGUCGCUGCAUCAAUGGACAGUGUGUCUGUAAUCCAGAAUUCACCGGUCCAGACUGCUCAGAAAGAGCCUGCCCUGAUAACUGCAACAACAGGGGUCGCUGCAUCAAUGGACAGUGUGUCUGUAAUCCAGAAUUCACCGGUCCAGACUGCUCAGAAAGAGCCUGCCCUGAUAACUGCAACAACAGGGGUCGCUGCAUCAAUGGACAGUGUGUCUGUAAUCCAGAAUUCACCGGUCCAGACUGCUCAGAAAGAGCCUGCCCUGAUAACUGCAACAACAGGGGUCGCUGCAUCAAUGGACAGUGUGUCUGUAAUCCAGAAUUCACCGGUCCAGACUGCUCAGAAAGAGCCUGCCCUGAUAACUGCAACAACAGGGGUCGCUGCAUCAAUGGACAGUGUGUCUGUAAUCCAGAAUUCACCGGUCCAGACUGCUCAGAAAGAGCCUGCCCUGAUAACUGCAACAACAGGGGUCGCUGCAUCAAUGGACAGUGUGUCUGUAAUCCAGAAUUCACUGGGCCAGACUGCUCAGAAAGGGCCUGCCCUGAUAACUGCAACAACCGUGGGAGGUGUGUAAACGGUAAAUGUGUGUGUGACAGCGGCUUCACCGGCGCAGACUGCUCUGAGAUUGCCUGUCCUGGAAACUGCAACAACAGGGGGCGCUGCAUAAAUGGAGAGUGCGUUUGUGAUGAUGGUUUCAGCGGCCUUGAUUGCUUGGAAAAAACAUGCCCUAAUGACUGCAACGACCGCGGAAGGUGUGUUGAUGGUAAAUGUGUGUGUGACAGCGGCUUCACGGGUGACGACUGCUCUGAGAACUCCUGCCCAGGAAACUGCAACAACAGGGGGCGCUGCGUUAAUGGACAGUGCGUUUGCAAUGAUGGAUUCACCGGUGCAGACUGCUCUGAAAAAGCUUGUCCCCAAAACUGUAGCAACCGUGGGAAGUGCGUGAAUGGGAAGUGUGUUUGUAACGUGGGCUUCGCCGGGCCGGACUGCGCCGCCAAAGGCUGUCCCAAUAACUGCAACAACAAAGGACGGUGCGUCAAAGGGAGGUGUGUCUGCCGGCGUGGGUUUACCGGAGCAGACUGCAGCCAGUGUGAGGAGGGGAUGACCGGACCCAACUGUGAUACCGUCAUGUCAGGAGUUUCUCAGCUGAGUACUCGGGCCAUCACAGAGACGUCUGUCACUCUGGUCUGGACUCCACCUCCCGUCCAGUAUGAGAAAUACCACAUCACCUUCACCAGCCAGGAGGGGAUCAGCUCUUUGGAGAUUGGGGAUGACAUGCGGCAAAGAUCCCCAGCUGGGCUCAAACCUGAGACCCAGAUUGAGUUUUGA
Molecule: messenger RNA, 3002 nt
Organism: Micropterus dolomieu (smallmouth bass)
Lineage: Eukaryota; Metazoa; Chordata; Actinopteri; Centrarchiformes; Centrarchidae
Product: tenascin-X-like
Exons: 7
Coding region: 375-3002 (875 amino acids)
Molecular function (GO): protein binding
Source: RefSeq, a predicted model, not a curated record